Molecule: messenger RNA, 1761 nt
Organism: Helianthus annuus (common sunflower)
Lineage: Eukaryota; Viridiplantae; Streptophyta; Magnoliopsida; Asterales; Asteraceae
Product: BTB/POZ domain-containing protein SR1IP1
Exons: 4
Coding region: 1136-1660 (174 amino acids)
Source: RefSeq, a predicted model, not a curated record
AAAAUUGGAGACAAGAAGAAAAUUGAUUUUGGCGUUUAAUUUCUUCAGUUACAUUUAAUCCAUGAUGAGCGACGUGGGUCGAAAUUCAUCGGUUAUUCAAUUGAAUGUUAGUAAUUAUGAAACCCUUCAUUGCAGGCGGUCAUCCAAACGCACAAAAACAGACUGGAUAAAGCGCAUCUUCAUCAUCAUCAAGGUUAUAAAUUGAUGCCCAAACGCACAAAAGCAAAUAGGGAGGGUCCCAUCCAACCCAAUCAGAUUGAUGUCCAUUCCCGCUUUUAUGAUUCCUCCAAAUCAAAUCAAACUCUAUAUCCAAACACUUAUGCAAAUCAGGGUUAUAAGUUGACUCAGGGUUUCAAUUGCAUCUUUCGCCUACUCUACAUCGUUUAAGGAUGCAGAGCCGCCGUUGAAAACUAUAUGGAUUAAUUUAAAUUAGUGAAGACCAACGGAGCUUGAAAGUGAUUUUCUAAUUUAACUCGGUUUCAUCAGUUAUUCAUCAAUCGAAGUUAGCGGUUAGGGAAGAUCAAACGUAUUCCAGAGUUUACGUUUUUGCGUUAUAUGAAUUUGAUCGAAUGCCUUUUCUCGAACAAAAUCAUUAUACUCCGGUCAAGCCAUUGACUGUGUCGGCUGCGGUCUCUCACUUCUUUGAAGAACGAGGAGAUCUUUGGAAAAUCCAAGAGAAAUCUUGACCAGAAACAAAAACACGAGAAGCGGGUUGUAUUAGAAACGAUAGUUGGCCUUUUACCAAGAGGAAAAACCACAAUAUCAAUAAGCUUUCUUUCAAUGCUGCUUCGGGCUGCCAAAUACCUAGACACAGCAGUUGCAUGCAGACUAGAUUUAUAGAAAAGAAUGGGCUUACAACUCGGGCAGGCGGUUUUAGAUGAUAUAUUAAUUCCUUCUUGUUGCUUUGAUGGUGAUACAAUGUUUAAUGUUGAUACAGUUCAACAAAUCAUGAUAAAUUAUUUUGAAUAUAAUUCUACGGGUUUGGAUGACGUAAACUUCGUUUCGCCAUUACAAAGUGACGAUGAGAAUGUCGCGAAGCUAAUGGAGAGUUUUCUUGCUAAAAUAGCUUCUGAUCGAAAUUUGUUGGUUUCAAAAUUUAUCAGUUUUUUCUGAAUGUAUUCCAGUCGAGGAUGGAAUGUAUAGAGCUAUUGAUACUUACUUGAAGGCUCAUCCAGCUAUUAGUGACAUGGACCGCAAGAAAGUGUGCAGCUUAAUGGACUGUCAAAAGCUAUCGUGUGAGGCCCGUGCCCAUGCAGCCCAAAACGAAAGGCUUCCGGUUCAAACAAUGGUUCAAGUUCUUUACUAUGAACAGCAACGGUUAAGGGAAAUGGAAUGCAGCCCGAUCAACAGUGAACCUCAAAACAUGGUAUUAGAUGAUAUCUCGAGAUUAAAAAAAAAAGAAGAGAACCAAGAGCUCAAAUUUGAGCUUAUUAAGUUGAAAACGCGACUUAAAGAAAUCGAGAUGUCGAAUGCCAAUAAACCAAGUGUCAGCAAUGCUAUUGGAACCACUGCUGCUAAACCACCAUUGCCUGCUAAGCCACCAUUUUGUUAUAUUUUAUUUUUAGUUGGUUCGGUUCAUUCAGCUUUGCCACACGCCAUAGCUAAAACUAAACUGUAUUCCUCUGUUAAUCGGUUAUGGCUUGACCGAAUUAUCGGUUAAUUGUUCGGUUUGGUUAAGGUUGGUUUAAUUCGGUUAUAUGCUCACCCCUAGAACAUACAUAUACUUGUAAUACUAAAGUAGUCUACUAGACUUUCUCUGCA